AUGGCACCAGCUUUGGACGUGUAUGAUGACACGUGUUCCGAGAACUACCACAACCAAGCACUGGGCAAAACCAAGUCUGGAAGGACUUUGAAAAUCCGCACAUACCCCAAGUUUGAAAGUCUGGAGGAAGAGCGUCUAUACCGCAAGCAGCAUCUGGCCGCUGCGUUCCGCAUAUUCGCUGACCGAGGGUUCGAUGAGGGCGUGGCUGGCCACAUCAGUCUCUGGGAUCCCAUUCUCACCGACCACUUCUGGCUUAACCCUUUGUCGAUGCACUUUUCGCAGAUCUGCGUAACCGACUUGAUCCUGGUUAACGAAGAGGGAGAGGUUGUCAUUGGUGAUGAGCCCAUCAAUGCGGCUGCCUUUGCCAUUCAUUCUGAGAUCCACAAGGCUCGCCGUGAUGUGCAUACUGCUUGUCACGCCCACAGUGUCUACGGCAAAGCGUUUGCUGCUUUUGGACGCGAGCUUGAUAUGAUCACCCAAGAUUCGCUCAGAUUCUACAAGAGCCACGCUGUGUACGACAACUUUGGCGGCGUGGUCCUCGACAGGGAAGAGGGUAAAAGAAUUGCCAAUGCGCUCGGGAAUGGAAAGGCGGUUAUUCUCCAGAAUGAUUGGGCUCAACAAGGAUCGGGACAUAAGAAAAAUAUCAUCAACGAUGAAGAGGCUGAAUUCACAUACAAAUCGAUUGCCACAGACGACAAAGGCUGGCUUUCGUUCCAAGGCUACCAUGACGAGCAACUGGCGAAGACUGGGGGCUCCUUUCUGAAAUGA
This is a messenger RNA of Exophiala xenobiotica, 768 nucleotides long. RefSeq lists its product as uncharacterized. The coding region runs from base 1 to 768 and encodes 255 amino acids. Gene Ontology annotation, molecular function: actin filament binding. The record is from RefSeq and is a predicted model, not a curated record. Gene Ontology annotation, cellular component: cytoskeleton. The transcript is spliced from 3 exons. Lineage: Eukaryota; Fungi; Ascomycota; Eurotiomycetes; Chaetothyriales; Herpotrichiellaceae.